UUCCAGAUGGUUAGCUCUGCUCUAACCAACCUAGAUACCACUAUUUCGUCCCCACGGACGUGAUUCUCCGAGCCCCCGGGUCCUAUUCCAAAUAGUCCCAUACGUAGGCUUUACUAGACCCAGUUGGCAGGAGAUUAUCUGUUGUACAGCUACUCUUCUGGCAUCCAAUCAAUUGCAAUUGCGAAAGGGAGACCUCUAGUUCACUCGGAUCCUGCCGAGAGUGAUGUCCCCGACGGCGUGGGCAACGGCCUUGCCGCGAUCGAUCCCCAUCUUCACCAUUGCGACAAGAUGUAGCACCCAAAAUCACCUUUCAACUCGAGUGCUCAUGACCCUUAGGGUCGCGAGGCCCCAAGUCAUACGCUUCAUUGGGAAUUCCACGGCCGCCAAGCGCGCACCUCUGUCAAGUGUGGUCGCCUCAAGUCCGAAGUCAAGCCGAAGCCCGUCCGGGGCCAGCACGUCCACGACCACGACAUUGAGCUCAGCGAGACCAACCCGCGAGUCCCUCUCAUUUGCCGAACGGCUGGCCCGCCUGAAGGAGCCAGCCGUGCUGUACAGAGCACCGCCGCACAGGUUUUACCGCUUCUCUUGCUACAGCAGUGGGCUCUUCUGCAUCAUGUAUGUGGGCUAUCACUAUACGACCAGCGUGUUAUACGCACCGCCGGACGUUACAUGGUGGCUACCGCACGCCUUUGCGGUGAUUGUGGCUGUGAUGGGAGUUCUGGGCGCAUACUUUAUUACAGGUGCUUGGCGUCUGGUGCGCGUCAUCCGUGCGGUUCCUCGCGCAUCCGGGAGUGCCCUCGCUCCGGCAGGCGCCGCAACUAAACCGGCGCCUCAAAUGCGAAGGACGGCAGCACAGAGAGCCGCGGCGGCAGCAGAUGCCGCUGCGACACAUCAGCUGCCUAUACGUCUUGAGGUCACCGCCACGCGGUUACUACCGUUCUUUCCGCCCAAAGUUACCCUGCUUGAACCGGCCGACUUGGUCCUGCCUGCCCAGUAUGUGAUAUUGCGCCAUAUGGGUGAGCACGUCAAGAACCCGGAUCUCGCAAAGAGCAAGUUGGGAGUAAGGGAACAAUUACAGGCGAUUAAGGAUGCCAAGGCCAGAGCUGUCGCCGAGGCAGAGUACGACAAGCGUAAUCUCCUCACGAGCCCCUUUCGGCACAUGGCUCGCGCUUUUGGCACCAUGUUCAGGACCCUACAUAGGUCGUUGACUAGAGCCGGCUUUGUCAACGUAGAGGCUCAAGGCAAGAAGUACAAACUCGAUGUGAUGGAAUCUUGGGCACUGGAGGAUGGAAGGGCCUUAGAUCGCCUGGUCCGGGUGCAGGAGCGGUCGAACCUCAUUACGUCUUUCCCUCAGGAGCGCAAAGCAUGAUGUGAUAAUCGCGUGCUUUGCACACUUGCAAAAGGAGGAUCGACGACUGGUGAUGUAAAAUAAAAUGUACAGUUAUUAUGUUUACUUUUCUAUGUCAAUCUUGUGAGACAAGUAAAGCAGUGUUAUGAAACAUAGACUGUUGUUCGAGGAUACAUAGUUUGCACCAACCAUACUAAAGACCGGGACGUUAUACUCCGUA
Molecule: messenger RNA, 1568 nt
Organism: Pyricularia oryzae 70-15
Lineage: Eukaryota; Fungi; Ascomycota; Sordariomycetes; Magnaporthales; Pyriculariaceae
Exons: 2
Coding region: 224-1369 (381 amino acids)
Source: RefSeq, a predicted model, not a curated record